GGCGAUGGUAGUGCAGGACACCAACACGAUGAACGAGUUCUUCGCGACCGCCGACGCAGCGCUCCAACCGAGUCCAGAAGAAGCGAUUCAGCGCUUGGCUGCUGAGAUCCUGCGUGACAUUGACUCGUAUGGAGAUGACGACGCGCAGCACAAAUUGACGGAAGACGCUGUCCAGCACCUUGUCGCGUCGUACAUUGAACGGAGUGGUGUGAUGUCUCAAGUUUCCCCGUCGCCGUACCGAGCGUCGCUUGGUGGUUCCAGUCAUAUUCCCCACGAGCCAUUUCCACCUCCUCCCUGUACGACCUCGCCGUUCGACGACUAUCGUACCAACUUUAAGCUCUUUCAGGACAUGCGAAGCCAGCGCGAGGCUGAGUUUACCAAGCAUCUGAACGCAAUCUCUAGAAACGAUGCAAGCGCAAGCCAUCGCGACGACGACAGUGCUAGCAGCAGUGGCAGCGAAAGCGCGUCAUCUUCGGGGUACUCGUCGGACGAUGAUGUUGUCCAAGGUGAUGCCGGCAUGAUCCGUCAGCCACCACUUGCAACUUUAAUGGACGCGGGAUGUCAAACCGAUCGCCUUCCGAGGGGAGUCGAUGUUGGCACAUCGCCUGGCGCCGCCGAUGGCUCGCCGUCCCAUCGAGACGCUGGAAGUCCAUCCACCCUCGCAGAGCCAUCAGCCAUUUCUGCAACUUUUGUUCAGCCACGAUGCCAUUUUCCGUGCGACGUCCGCAUGCAAGCCAAGAAGGAAGCAUUCCACAUGUCGGGUACGGUGGCUCCUCCUUUCAGAGAGUUUAUUUCUGCGCCGACGAACCCAGUCCAAACGAACGAGCCGAGUCGUCCAGCCGUGAAGGAGUGCGGCAUCAUGACGUCGGUGCCUUCGUUGCGAGAUCAUGGGACGGCCAUGAGUCCCAAGAGCGUAUUUGUCGCGCUGCUCAAGACCAAAGCGGUGGACUCGUCGUUGGCACGUCCAUGCGAAUUCGAACUGGACUUGUCCAACUUGAACUGGCACGCUCCAGGUGUGCCAUAGCCAGGCGAGACAAGCGCAUUCGAAUUGACCACUUGGGAGGAGCUCAUGUCGCGAGUGCGAUCCAUUCGACCCAAAUCCCAACUAGGCAGCGUUUGAAUGGAGUGCACGGUGCCAAGAGAGCGCUUUCAUGUUGGCCUGACCAAGCCUGCGCCUUUGCAAGUCACAGCGUUUGACCGCUACGUUGCGACCUAUGCCGCUGAGUGGCAAGUGAAUUGGGCCAUGUCCAGGCCAUUGUCGCGAGGACGUCAGCGGUGGGGACAUGAUGGCAACGAGUCGAAGUCCAGGGCAACGGCGUCCGUGCGAACGAUUGCGUCUUCUUUUGCUGCGAUGUCGACACUAGUCGACGUUCGGCGAGAAAUACAAAGACGACGUUUGGCAAAACCGAUUUUUUCGUGGACUGCCACGAUCCACAGCGGCAAGCGACACGCACUACAGCAACCCAAAGCCUUCUGCCUGACUGAUUGCGACCAUGAGUCGCUCUUUUAACUUGUCUUGGCUCGCGUACUCUGGCAGGAGCAAGUGAUUGAAGCAAGUGUGGGCUGUGGGCAGUCUAUCAUUUGCCUUCAACGUCCAUGCCAUGUCGACCAUGCACCUUACUUGUUCGAGUCGGGGCCGUUGCGCGAGAUGACAAACGUCAUUUCGGACAACCCUCGGAUCGGGACGCGAUCGCUACCAGUGCAAAACUUGAGCAGUUGCUUCUUUUCCUCGACGGAAAACCCGUGCACGACCGUCCAAAAAUACCUGCACCGCAAGUCAGCCAACGCACAUGCCACACAUUUCAAACCAACUUGAUCACGUCGCUUUGUUCCGUGUACCCGUCGUCGUAAUGCGUGACCGCUUCGAGCGCGUCAAAGUCCAAAUCGGGCGAGCCACACACGAGGAGCUCCAGCUCUUCAUAUCGAAACAAUGCCAGUGCGCUCCCCCCACAGACCAAAUGAAAUCCACGGUGAAAGGCUCCAUACUGCCGCUCGACCGCCUCAGUGGUCACGUAGUGCACAUAUUUGGCCACGUAAUCUUUGCGGUUCGCGUUCGUCACGUUGAUGGACUUACCUAUUGUUCAAUGACAUGGUUUGUCGAAACACCCGACCGAUUGCAUAUCACGACAAAACGACAAAGGAAUAGCACGAUUCGAAUCAGCGAAAUAUUCCAAACGAAUCCACUCGACUCUAUCAAGUACCGAGACGCACAAAGCCAAGGUAGCACACCCGUGCAAUCCAUCGUCGCCACCCUCGACAACAAAAUCUGACACACUCCAACGAAAAAAUGGCAUGGACAAAUCACCAUGACACGAUGCGAUCCAAACCGACUUGCCUCCAUCGUCGGCGGCUGAAAAAACACAUUGCAAUUUUGGCGGAUGAAAAACGAUCGAUUGUACCGUUCGGGACGAGGUCCA
Messenger RNA from Aphanomyces invadans, 2417 nucleotides. RefSeq lists its product as hypothetical. The coding region runs from base 5 to 1024 and encodes 339 amino acids. The record is from RefSeq and is a predicted model, not a curated record. The transcript has 4 exons. NCBI's taxonomy places the organism in Eukaryota, Oomycota, Saprolegniomycetes, Saprolegniales, Verrucalvaceae.